AUGGAGCUUGUUGACAUUGGGAUCUUAGGAGUAGUCUUAGCUGUUGCUAUUAUUAGCAUUCACGCCUCAGAUGUUACGGGAGCAAGUUCAGAUCGCCCAUUGAGAGGAAUUGAAAGACAAUCUCUGUAUGCUGACUCCAUAACAAUCAGCAGAAACAAAAGAAAUCCCAGAAACAACGCAACUAAAUCCAAACUAAAUGAAAAAGAAAGUGGAAAGAAUGUCAAACCGAGUAAAGAAGAAAAGAAAAAAAAGAAACCAAAAGGUCAAGAGAAAAACAAAAAAAGGAGACAACAACGGAGAGGAAAAGAUGACAAAAUAGAAAAAAAAGACGACGGAAAAAAAGGGGAAAAAUUUCAAAUAAUAUCAAAGAAAAGUAAUAGUAAUAACGACAAAAAGAAUGACAGUGAAGAAAAGAAAAAAAAAGACAGAAAAAAGAAAAAGGAAAAAAAAAUUAAGCAAGCGCAUAAGGUCAUAAAACUAGACCAGACAAGAACCCUCACUCGGCAAGUAGAUGAUACUUGCGUCAAGGAUCUGGCAACCUUAGCUUCAGUGGCCUCAAACCAAGCUAGAAAUUUCUUCCAGCAAGCAAACAGAAUCCUUGCAAAUAAUGACAUUAAAACAUCUAAGAGCGGGAAGAAAGGAAACUUCAAGGAUCCUGUAAAAAUUCUUAUCAACAACCUUGGUGGAGAUCCUGCCAACUUGACCUGUUCUGGGAAAGCUAUCAGUAAUGAUACAGCCAAAGAAACAACAAAGACAUUGGAGGAAUGUGAGGCGAACAUUACCAGUGCUUGUGUUGCCUCCCUCCCUGAUGCCAACCUUACAAUAGUUCAAGAAUGCAAGACUGUCACAGAUGAUUUCAGAAAACUAUACAUUGAUCUGUUGGGAAAAAAUCUACCAACUAAAUCUGCUGCUGAGAUAUGUCAAGCAACUAAGGAUUCAACACUGACGACCUUAAUGGAUCAAGUGAGGAAUUGUUCAUUUCUAACCGACAUUGAUAAAGCUCAGAAAGAGGAACGUGGUGCUUGUGAUACAGCGUUUAAGAAUUGCAGACAAGCAGAGAGAGAUACAAUAGCAACAAUAAACAGAUGUGCGACAUGCCCAACUGCAGAAACCGCUGCAUUGGAGAAAGCUGUCCUUGAUAGUUUGGAAAAUGCUUUUAACAAAACUGAGGUGGCUUUAGAUGCGGCACUUAAGGCUACAGGACUAAAUACAGGAGCUGGUUCUAAUGGAACGCUCCCUGCUGAUGCUCUAGCAGGUCUAGCAAACAUAAGUACAGAAGGCGGCCUGCGUGAUGGGUGUAAAGCUAUUCUUCAAGGGUUCAUUAAUUUCAAUAGAUCUGCAGAAGCGUCUGGUUCUGACCCAAACAAGCCCCUAAAUCAAGUAAAUGCAGCUAAAGCAGCUGAAGCAUUGAAUACCAUAAUUUCAAGAACAACCCUUCUAGAAGAUAUAAGGUCAUGCCCUCCUGAAACUAUUCCUGGAACAUAUCCAAGAAUAGUGGCUACCAGUUAUGUAAUUGUAUACAUUAGAUUUUACAUAUUCUGGUGCAUAAAUUGGAGAAGAGUUGUUGUAAUCAUCAGAAUUCAAGUCCUCAUAAAUAACUUUAACGUAACAACAACCACAACUCCACAAAUAACAACUAGAGUGCCUUCUGGAAGAUUACUUCAGAGAGACAAACUAAUAAAAUCUGUUUUCCUUAGAAAAAAUUAGGACAACAGAUGGAUUGAACUAUUCCUGAAAGAAGAUCCACAUUUGCCAAGCCACGGAUUAUAAGAAUGCCAACAAGCUACAUGCUUCCUAAAACUUAAAAAUAACCUAUUAAAAAUGCUGACAAAAGACACACAAAAAAGUGCCAACACAAGACCUUGACUAAAGACUAUAAUUUAACAUGUUUAUUAUAUUUAAAGAUAUUUUCCAUUAUUCAUAUAUGUACAUGUAUAAGUAAAUAAAAGAUACGCAUUGCAA
Messenger RNA from Eurytemora carolleeae, 1962 nucleotides. RefSeq lists its product as uncharacterized. NCBI's taxonomy places the organism in Eukaryota, Metazoa, Arthropoda, Copepoda, Calanoida, Temoridae. Bases 1 to 1707 code for a protein of 568 amino acids. The transcript has 14 exons. The record is from RefSeq and is a predicted model, not a curated record.